AUGAUCUAUCAUCAGAAUAAUAAAAAACUAAACUAUUUUUCGCUUUUUCAUAGAUUCUUAUUAUCAGUAUGUGACUCAAAAUAUGUUAUUGCAGAGAGUGGAAGAGGGAAGACAUCCCAAAUAUCUUACUUGGAUUGGAACCCAUGGGAUGGACCAAUCGUUGGGGAUAAACAUUACAAGAUCUCAUUCAAAUGGAACACCAAUCUGGGCGAACCAGGAGCAUUUCUAAUAAGAAAUGAGCAUCCACGAGAAUUCUUUCUAAAAUCUGUGACCCUUGAUGUCCCCGGGCGAGGGAAAAUUCGAUUUCGAUGCAAUUCCUGGAUAUCGCCAGAGCGCGUGGACAAGAAUGACCGUGUCUUUUUCGCUAAUAAGAGUUAUCUUCCUGAUGAAACGCCGGAAGGACUCAGGACAUUAAGGAAUAGGGACUUGGUGCAAUUGCGAGGCGAUGGGAAGGGAGAGAGGAAGGCAUCGGAUCGAAUAUAUGACUACGACGUUUACAACGAUCUUGGAAACCCUGAUAAAGAUCCAAAGCUGAGAAGGGAUGUCCUGGGAGGUUCUGAAGACCUUCCAUAUCCCAGAAGGUGCAGAACAGGCCGCCCUCCAACCAAAACAGAUCCAAAAUCCGAAAGCCCAUCUAGUUCUUCAGUCUUUAUUCCCCUGGAUGAGAGACUCCCUCACGCGGACUAUACAGACAUAGGAUCCCAUACAUUAGAGGCUUCUCUAAGUGCCUUAAUUCCCAAAAUCGAGUCAAAAUUCAGCCCAGAAUUCGAAUCCUUGGAUGAAAUUAAAGAUCUUUACGUUCGUGGACUACCCAACCCUCUGAAUUCUUUGAAGAGCAUUGGUAAGGCAUUCAAAAGCCCAUUCAAGUUCGUGCAGAAAUUAAUAGAGAAAGCAGAAGACAGUCCACUGAUAAACUUCCCGCGUCCUCAAGUUUUUGAUGCUGAUGAAAAUGCUUGGAGAACAGAUGAAGAGUUUGCGCGGCAAACUCUUUCAGGACUGACUCCUAUGGUUAUUAAACGAUUGCAGAAAUUUCCUCCAUCUAGCAGCUUGAGCGCAGAAGAAUACGGACCUCAAGAGAGCUCUAUCACACCACAACACAUUGCAAAAUACCUAGAAGGCCUUUCGGUGUCCCAAGCUACAGAUUCGAAGAGAUUGUUCGUUUUGGACUACCAUGAUGUGUAUAUACCCUAUGCUGCAAGUAUUAAUAGCCAGUCAAAGGACGUGAAAACAUAUGCCAGCCGAUCAAUUUUGUUCCUUACCAGCAAUGGCAUCCUUAAGCCGGUUGCUAUUGAGUUAUCGUUGGGUGCAACUACUAACCGACCAGCUGAACGACAUGUUUAUACUCCUGCUGAAGAAGGUGCAUUGUGGCUACUGGCUAAAACUCAUGUUCGAGUCAAUGAGGCUGGAUACCAUCAAGUUAUUGGCCAUUGGUUGUUCACUCAUGCAAUUCUGGAGCCAAUCAUUAUAGCCACUCACAGGCAACUCAGCGCAAUGCAUCCUGUCUACAAAUUAUUAAAACCCCAUUUUCUGAACACUAUGCAAACCAAUCAGGUUGCCCGUCAGAGAAUAUUAAGAGCUGAAGGAUUUGUUGAAACUUGCCUUUCAUCCUCCAUAUAUUCCACGCACAUGUCUUCCAAUGCCUACAAGAACAGGAGAUUCAACGAGCAGGGAUUGCCUGCAGAUCUACUCAAAAGGGGCAUGGCUGUUCCAGACUCGACUGCACCUCACGGUCUGAGGCUUGUAAUUGAAGACUAUCCCUACGCAGUGGACGGUCUGGAGAUAUGGGCUGCUUUAAAGAAAUGGGUAACAGAGUACUUAUCAAUCUACUACAAGAGCGACGCUUCAAUCAAAGGAGACAAAGAGUUGCAGUCAUGGUGGAAAGAAAUAGUAGCAGUUGGCCAUGCAGAUGCAAAGGAAGGAUGGUAUAAAAUGGGAAGUUUCCAUGAAAUGACAGAAGCACUGACCACCAUAAUUUGGAUGGCAUCUGCUCUGCACGCAAAUGUAAAUUUUGGGCAUUAUGCCUACGGAGGAUACAUGCCCAACCGUCCUACCUUGAGCAGACGCCUGAUUCCACAAAAGGGAUCACCGGAAUAUUCCGAUCUGGUGAAGGACCCAGAAGCAUAUCUGCUUAAAACUCUGUCGGAUCAAAAAACAGCCGUCACUGUGAUGACUUCAUUGGAGGUUUUGUCGAAGCAUGCAAGAAAUGAAGUGUAUAUUGGACAGAGGAAGGGAUCCACUCCAGAGUGGACUGAUGACGUGGAGGUUGAUGAAGCCUUCAGUAGGUUCUCGUGUGCGCUGCAGGAGGUGGAGAAGAAUAUAAUGAACAGGAACAAGAAUCCUGAUUUCAAAAAUAGGCUUGGCCCAGCAAAGGUUCCCUAGACAUUACUGUACCAUAGUACAUCUGAUGUGUCCAUGACAGGUGGGCUCACGCGUCGUGGAGUACCCAAUAGUGCUUGCCUUUAAAAUAAAUGGAUCUGAAUUCACUAAAUUGGAUAAAAGUUUCAAUUUUCAGAUCUAGAAUGUUGGAAAUCAAUUAUCUACUACAGAGCUUGUACUACCAAAAAGCACUACAUUCAAGUGUGGAACUCAAUAAAGGGUGGGGAAAUGUAUGAGAGUGGAUGUAUAAAUCAUAUAGAUAUUCUGCUU
Molecule: messenger RNA, 2646 nt
Organism: Cryptomeria japonica (Japanese cedar)
Lineage: Eukaryota; Viridiplantae; Streptophyta; Pinopsida; Cupressales; Cupressaceae
Product: linoleate 9S-lipoxygenase A-like
Exons: 8
Coding region: 1-2379 (792 amino acids)
Biological process (GO): lipid oxidation
Molecular function (GO): oxidoreductase activity, acting on single donors with incorporation of molecular oxygen, incorporation of two atoms of oxygen; protein binding; metal ion binding
Source: RefSeq, a predicted model, not a curated record